CUCUUGCUCAAAGAAAAAAAAGAAAGAAAAAGAAAAAAUAUAUGAAUAAAUAAAAUAAUGAACUUUUAUAAACAGGCUGCAGCAAUAUUAGACAGGCUUGGAAAGAAGGAGGGGUCUAUCAAAGGUUUAACUCUUGGAAAUGCCGAAGUGACGGAUAAGAAGCGUAUGUAUGCACUUAUCUGUGAGACGCUGAAGCAUAAUGCAACACUCUCACUAGUGCUACAAGAGUCCAAGUUAUUGUCAUUAGAAAAGAAAUUGAAUCGAUCACUGGCAUUACUGCUCUUGCAUGACUUGCUGCUUCAAAAUCGAGGCAUUCAGGCAUCGGAUGCAUGGCCCAUGAAACAAGCUGUCAUGAAGCAUAAAACCCGCCUGAAGGCCGAGUUUGUUAAGGCAAAAAUCAAAAUUGGCGCUACAAAGGAUGGGCUGGUUGAAGGCGAGGAAGAAAUCUUGAUGCCACGAUAUGUUCGAGUGAACCUUCUGAAGAUGACGCCAAAACAGGUUAUCGAUACCUUUAUUGCCGACAACUGGACUUUCCUACCAGCAGCGCCAUCACCGCCAGCACCUCCUGCCCCUAAUACAUUCUACAGGGACGAGCAUUUGGAUUUUAUGUUAGUGUUCCCUCCAAAAUCUGAUCUUCAUCUUCAUCCCCUCUAUGUCUCGGGAGUAUUAAUAUUGCAGGACAAAGCAUCGUGUUUCCCAGCAGCGAUUUUGGCUCCACCUAAGGAUGCAUAUGUUAUUGAUGGAUGUGCAGCACCCGGCAAUAAAACUAGUCAGCUAGCUAUGAGUAUGGGAAAUGGAGGCAAGAUCAUUGCUUGUGAUCUUGAUCUUCGACGAUUGAAUAUUCUGAAGCGUUUGACCACAAAGGCAGGGUGCACAAACAUCACUGCGCUUAAUACCUCAUUUCUAACCUUGGAUACUUCGGAGCCGGAUUAUACCAAGGUGACACACAUUUUAUUGGACCCUUCAUGUUCAGGAUCAGGGAUUAUCAAUCGAUUAGACCAUCUAGUAGAUGCGUACGCAGAGGAACAGGAGCAGGCGAUAAUCCUUGAGACUACAACCACAGGAGGGGCUGCAGAGCGUGCUGCAGCAGAAGAGAAGAAAAAGGAACGACUCAAGUCGUUAGGAGAGUUUCAAAUCGAAUGUGUCGCCAAGGCCAUGACAUUUCCUAAUGUUCGCAAAAUCAGUUAUUCAACAUGCUCAAUAUAUGCGGAGGAAAAUGAGCAUGUAGUGACGGAGCUCUUAAGAAGGUAUUGGCCUAAAUGGAAGUUGUCACCACGAGCGAAGGUGCUGCCAACGUGGCACCGACGGGGCUACGCUCUAGAUGUGGGUGAUGUUCCAGGCUUAGUAUCAACAGAUGAGGAUAGAGCCAAGGUAGCAGAUUGUUUAGUUCGUGCUGUUCCGGGAGGACCAGACGGAGAUCUGAUGAAUGGCUUCUUUGUAGCAUGUUUUGAACGUGUGGGCGAAAAAGAUAACUCAGGAUUGGCUCCGCUAUGGAAAGAGUCAAAUAUCGAAGGUAGAAAACGAACACGUGAAGAGAUGGCCGCAAUAGGUGAUGAUGACUCAAGAGCUGCUACGGCAAUAAAAAAGAAAAAGAACAAGAACAAGAAGAAGAAAAAGAAAAAAACUACAGGAGUUGUCGCUAACCAUCAAACUGAAACAGGGGAAAUAGAGGCCAAAGUAGUAGAGCAUGAAGAGGAAGAGGAAGAUGACGAAGUGGAAGAGGACAGUUGAAAAUGAAAU
This is a messenger RNA of Lobosporangium transversale, 1740 nucleotides long. Its product is annotated as S-adenosyl-L-methionine-dependent methyltransferase. Gene Ontology annotation, cellular component: nucleolus. NCBI's taxonomy places the organism in Eukaryota, Fungi, Mortierellomycota, Mortierellomycetes, Mortierellales, Mortierellaceae. Gene Ontology annotation, molecular function: methyltransferase activity. The record is from RefSeq and is a predicted model, not a curated record. Bases 58 to 1731 code for a protein of 557 amino acids. Gene Ontology annotation, biological process: rRNA base methylation. The transcript has 4 exons.